AUGGUCAAUUUACCCGAGGUGAUCAUGGGCAUCCAACGGUCAUAUUUGAAGCGGUGGCAUCACACGAUCAGUGGAUUUGACAUGUUUUUUUUUGGUUCUCCUAAAUCCCUCAACGACAUUAACAUUCUUAAUCAUUCACCUAUAUUUAACAACAUAUACGAUGGAUCUGCACCGGAUUCUUCUUUCCAAUUGCAUGGAACACCAUAUAAAUAUGGUUAUUAUCUAGUUGAUGGGAUCUAUCGUGAGUAUGCAAUUUUUGUUAAAUCGUUUAUGUGUCCGAAUGAUACUCGUCAGAACAAGUUCAAGAAAGCUCAAGAAAGAGUUAGGAAGGAUGUCGAGCGAGCUUUUGGAGCUCUCAAGAAACGCUGGUUUAUAUUGAAAAAACCGACAAUUUUUUUCAACGAGGAAAAAAAUACAUGA
Lactuca sativa (garden lettuce) is the source of this 420-nucleotide messenger RNA. The record is from RefSeq and is a predicted model, not a curated record. NCBI's taxonomy places the organism in Eukaryota, Viridiplantae, Streptophyta, Magnoliopsida, Asterales, Asteraceae.